UUAUAUUUUAAUUUGCAGAAGUUGACGGAGAAGAAAAGAAGUCUAAGAAGAAGAAGGACAAGGAUAAGGAUCGUGAAGGCCGAGGAAGGAAAAGAUCAAGAUCUCGAAGUGUCGAGAAGAAACGAAGAUCAAGAUCUAUGAGUGGAGAACGGUUAUCCACCCUGGCGGUCCUCCCUCCUGCAGCUAUUGAUCAUGAGUUUGAGGAGAACAAGUGGGCCUUGAACAUGACCCUGAUAGGAGACGCUCACUGGAAAUCCUUGCAUAAGGUGGAAGACACCAAGAACGUUGUUCUAAGAAUGGAGAAAAAAGUAAAUUUCAAGAUUCUGUGCAAUGAAAAUGAGACUCUAUCAUCACUGUAUGAUGAUACAAGAGACAUGCUCCUGGUGAACCUCUCUCAAGCAUGUGUUAAAGUUGGAAUAUCUAUUGGUACAAUGGAUCUGUCGGAUCCGAACCUGAUCACGUUAAAGGAUGCUCCUAUGGACGAGGUUAAGAAAAGAAAUGAGCCAAAGCUGAUGUCCAAAGCUCGUAUUUUCAAGGAUUUGGUUCUUAACCUUGUCAGACAGAAUAAACAGGUGAUAGUAAUGAUACCUCCUCAUGGAGAGGAGAGGAUUGAGGUUCAUGCACACUGGGAGGAGAUCCUACUCAACAAACUCAAGGAUAUCCGCUUCCCAAACAUUAAAAUUCUAAAUAUGGCUCAGACGAUGAGAAGCUCGAUGUCUGAGUUUAGGAACAACAAGGAGUAUCUUGAUAUGUGGCUUCUUCCUCAUCAUAAACCAAGAAAAUAUCUGUCUGACUAUGGAACUCGACGACUAUUCUACGCAUUGCGUAAAACGGUGACUGCUAGAACUCCACAUCAAGCAGACAUGGGUAACUGGCCUACAUCACAAACACACCCUCUGCCCACACCCCAGAUCAGUAAUCUUCCUCCGCCAGCAUACAAUCAAGGAUUUUCAUCCAAAUCUAUGGCGAAUAUGUCGGCCAUUGCUCCUCCAAGACUUGAGGACUAUCCUUGUCCUAGAUGUACACGUCCAGGACACACUCCUGAUACAUGUAAGAGUAAGGAUAAGGUCUGCAGAAACUGCAACAAUGUUGGACACUUUGUAGAGGUUCAUGAUGUAACGGACGAAAGGUUUAGACAGUUAAUCGUGAGUGUCCUAAAAAUAAAUCUAUGGGAUAAUGGCAAGCUAUCAGGAGGUUUUGAUGGAAACCAUCACGGAGAUUAUGAACCUGAAAUAAAACGAGGACGGAAUGAUCAACCUGCUCUACACAAGAGAAUCCCCUUGGAUCAGCUUGCUGAGAUGGAGCAAUCCAGGGAUCAGAGAGGGGAUGGAUGGGGUGGACGGGGAAGAAAUGAUUACUAUUGAUAACUGGCCGAUGCGGAAGUAGAAUUCAGAGAAAGAGCAUUUUAUCAUUUAAAUCCAAUCAUUGUUGUUAUACAUUAUCAUAUAAAUAAAACAGUGUUCAACAGUU
Messenger RNA from Eurytemora carolleeae, 1470 nucleotides. RefSeq lists its product as uncharacterized. The transcript has 10 exons. NCBI's taxonomy places the organism in Eukaryota, Metazoa, Arthropoda, Copepoda, Calanoida, Temoridae. Bases 138 to 1364 code for a protein of 408 amino acids. Gene Ontology annotation, molecular function: zinc ion binding; nucleic acid binding. The record is from RefSeq and is a predicted model, not a curated record.